AUGUCACUAUGGCUUUCGGUGUCUUUGACAGAUCUCAAGAGGUGGUUACCACAGUACACUUCGUCUUCCAAAGUGGAGCGUAUGGGUCUGCUUGCUGCUAUCCUCCCUGCUCCCCCUAGUCAAGAUAUUUGCGUGGAGCUCGACAACCAGGCAAUUGUGAUCCAAUAUCAACAGCUUGUCGAAUCUCGGCACCAUACGUUGCCUAGUAAACGUCUUCGAUUACUAGAGCAGCUAGGGUGGCUUCCGCAUCUUGGAAAGUCGAUCUCAGCACUCAAUCUGGGACCCAACACUGUACGCUUUCAAGGCCAAUUGGCUGAUAAUGCCAAGGAUACUGCAGCCCGGUGCCACCAUACCAAGAAGCUACAUGGUAUGCUACCUACCCUCAAUGUUAUACAAGCUAGAAAACCCUUCUUUACCCAGAUCGAGUUUGCUGUGUCGGGCCGUGCAGCCACUACCAAAUACAACAAGGGCCACAAGAACACGAACCUGAGGUGGGUCAACCUUGAUCGAGACUUGCAUUUAUAA
Messenger RNA from Lobosporangium transversale, 525 nucleotides. RefSeq lists its product as hypothetical. NCBI's taxonomy places the organism in Eukaryota, Fungi, Mortierellomycota, Mortierellomycetes, Mortierellales, Mortierellaceae. The record is from RefSeq and is a predicted model, not a curated record. The coding region runs from base 1 to 525 and encodes 174 amino acids. The transcript is spliced from 4 exons.